CAGCGUAGUCGAUAGUCAGGUACCUCUCAAACUUGUGAAUCGGAACAGCUUGCGCAAAGAAAAAUACUUGUCGAAAAAUACUGUUUUAUGAGAAAGCUUUACCUAUGAACUAAAGAAUAUUUGAUUUUGAGACACCACAAUCAAAAUGCCGGCCAAACUCAGGGUGAUGAUUCGGCUGGCUCGUCACGGCUGCACCAACCGUCCCUUCUACCACGUCGUAGCCAUCCACAAUCGACGAGGUCGCGACAGCAGAGCUUACCUUGAACAGCUCGGAACCUACGACCCAAUGCCUAACAACCACAACGAGAAGCUCGUCAGUUUCAACUUUGAGCGGAUCAAGUACUGGUUGGCUAGGGGGGCCCUACCUACCAGGCCCGUGGCCAUGCUGCUAGGUUUGUCUGGUUUCCUGCCUCUUCACCCAAUGAGUACUGUGCUAGCCAGAAGAGCUAGGGCUAAAGCUGAGGAGAAGGCGAAGAGGGAAGCGGAGGAGGCAGAAAAAGAAGAAGAAGAGAUGAGCUGAUGAUGAUGAUGUUGCCUUGGAAACCAGGACUGCAUCACUCACUGGAUGGCUCUGAGAAAGUCAAUUUUGUGGGGCACCGAAAGAAUGGACUCUUCCUGCCUGCCAAUCAAACAGUGUGCAUUGACCAAUUACAACAGGACUUCUGGCCAUGUGACCACAGAAACUCAGUCAACUUCCUAAUGGACUGUUCCAUUGGCCAUAAGCCCCGCCCACUUUGGUUUGUGUGAAUGAAACUUUCCUGCUUGUCAAUCAAACCCUGCACAUUGACCAAUUACAACAUGACUUCUGGCCAUGUGACCACAAAAGUCAACUUCCUAAUGGACUGUUCCAUAUUUGGCGAUAAUUAAGCCCCGUCCACCUUUGGUUUGUGUGAAUGAAACUCUCCUGCUUGUCAAUCAAACAUUGACCAAUUAGAUGACUGCUUUUAGUCGGGUGACCCAAGUAGCUUGGUCAACCUCAUUCAUAAGCACUGUGAGAAAUGUAUACAGACAAAAGUGGGCGGGGCUUAUAGUCCAAUCCGGAAUUAACCAGUGCUUAACAAAGAUGGGUCAUCAGCCGAAAUUACUUUUAUGUAAAUAAGUAAGCAGUAAUAAGCAGCUAUUUGUUACAUACGACCAAUCCAAAUUGUUUAAGGCCAAAACAAAAAAUAACUCUGUUUCCCAACACUCUACCUACCCUAUUUUGACAGCCCCUACCUUAAUUUUUUUUUUUGGGGGGGGGGGGAAAUGAGGGGGGAACCCCCCCAAAACCAUCAAUUUCUACCUUUUACCCUUGGUUACACGCGGACACCUCCAUAUGAUCGUACACAAAAAAACCCAAAAAGCCCCUACCUACUUUAUAAUAGCCUAUUUUCAAAUGCAACGUAAUCGGAAGCAGAAUUUUAAUUAUUCCACGUUUCAAAAUGACAGGACACCAGGUGCCAUGAUUUCACAGGAUGCGUCUGACUAUUAAUAACCUACAUUAUCAUUCACUUACUGUACAAUAAGUUAUUUUGUGGUUAAUUUGGUCGUUUUGUUUUUUGAUAUUUGCAAAUGUUGUACAUGACCUUUAUUUAACAAUACAGUUAACAAGGGUUGGAAAUGCUGCGGAAUUCGAAGCACUGAUAUUUCUUGUAAUAAAGUUACGUUUCAUGAGAUAACUCA
This is a messenger RNA of Patiria miniata (bat star), 1662 nucleotides long. RefSeq names its product 28S ribosomal protein S16, mitochondrial-like (gene mrps16). Bases 146 to 520 code for a protein of 124 amino acids. Lineage: Eukaryota; Metazoa; Echinodermata; Asteroidea; Valvatida; Asterinidae. Gene Ontology annotation, biological process: mitochondrial translation. Gene Ontology annotation, cellular component: mitochondrial small ribosomal subunit; ribosome. Gene Ontology annotation, molecular function: structural constituent of ribosome. The transcript has 3 exons. The record is from RefSeq and is a predicted model, not a curated record.